Engraulis encrasicolus (European anchovy) is the source of this 2126-nucleotide messenger RNA. RefSeq names its product Schwann cell myelin protein-like. The record is from RefSeq and is a predicted model, not a curated record. NCBI's taxonomy places the organism in Eukaryota, Metazoa, Chordata, Actinopteri, Clupeiformes, Engraulidae. The coding region runs from base 144 to 1769 and encodes 541 amino acids. The transcript has 12 exons.
GACAGACUGGCAGACAACUUCGGCCAGGAAACCUUGUGCUUUCAGUUCAGUUUUCUGAGAAGUGCAACAAAAGAAAUCAUUCAAGUGUUGAGAUACUGUAUACAUCUCCAGCGUAGUGAGUUUUGUUGGGGUGCUAUUGGGGAAUGAAGUGCACAAUGUUGAAUCUCAUCAUCCAUCUCAUCUGCUUCCAAGCCUAUAGAUCAGUGGAAGGCACCGAUGACUGGUGGGCCAAAAGUCCUGCAUCUGUAACGGCACUGAAAACCUCCUGUGUUGUAUUGCCCUGCACUUACAAUUACCCGGUAUCAGGCAUUACAGAAUGGCUUGGAAUCUGGUUCAAUGGAGACACAUCCACAGACGCUGUCAGAGUGUAUGACCACGACGCCUCAAGAGUGGUCAACCGUUACUAUUCUCGAGUCUCAUUGGUCGGGAAGUUAAAUGAAAAGAAUUGCUCACUUAAGAUGACUGGCAUUACAGACGGGGACGGAGGAUCAUACUGGUUUAGAAUUGAGAUGGGAGAACAUAAAUACUCCUUUAUAAAUUAUAAAGUGGUCCUUUCAGUCAAAGAUGAAGCUGACCGUCCAUCACUGUCUGGAGUGGAACAGGAAGUGAGAUCGGGAGACAGCAUGACUGCUUCCUGCUCCGUGUCUCAUUCCUGCCCCCCUCACCCUCCCACUUUCACCUGGAACAUCGAUGGCACCGUCACCAGCCAAUCAGAGGAGCUGAGCGAUGGACAACACAAGCUGACCUCCAGUCUGACCUUUGUCGCCGCCGCCAACCAGAACCAGCAGCCAAUCACCUGCUCUGCUCAGCAUCACGGCGGGAAGACAGUCAGCUCCUCCCAUGUCCUCAGAGUUCGCCACGCUCCAAUAAAUGUCACGAUUGACCCCUGGGAGCCGGCGGUGCUUGAGAACAGCUCCGUAACGCUGAGCUGCUCCGCUGUAGGGAACCCUGCCAUCUCCAGCUACCGCUGGGGAAACCAGAGUGGGAGUCUGCCUCCUACGCAAGGAGCUGCCCUCACCCUGCCCAAGGUCACCAGGGGCAUGCGCACCAUCAGCUGUGUGGCUGUCAACAGCGAGGGGGAGGCCACCUCCAGGGCAAUGAGCAUUAACGUGGAGUAUCCUCCAAAGGUGUCGGAGGAGUCCCUCUGCAGCGCUAGCUCCUCAGGCACUCGGUGUAACUGCACGGUCGUGUCCAAUCCACCCUCCACUGUGAAGUGGGUCUGGGAGCACGACAAUAAAGAGUCGCCUAGGAUACAGAGCGGCGCUGUCACCAUGGCCAUUGAUCUCCUGCCCGCCGGCGUCCGCGAGGUUGGAUGCCUUGCCAAAAACAAACAUGGCGAGACGUUGAAAAUGCUCCAUGUCAAAAACGACCUGCAGUCCGUGUAUAUAUCAGUGGGUGUGGCUGGACUUCUGGUGCUGAUGGCUAUUAUAACUCUCACCGUUAUUGGACUGAGGAAGCGCUCCAGGAAACAGCAGCAGCAGCAGCAGCAGCAGCAUCAGCAAAAUAAGGAAAUGGGAAAUCCUGUCUAUUAUGAGAGGAAGCAUCCAGGUGGAAAAACACAUUCCGAAGCGAAAGAGGAAGAUCUCAAUCUUCACCAACAGAAAGAUCAAGAUGUGUACGGCAAUGACGCCAUGACACAGAAAGAUCAAGAUGUGUACGGCAAUGACGACGUGACACAGGUGGAGGGAGAGGGAGACGAUAUCUACGCCAACACAUCAUACGGCUGUGAUGAUGCAGAAGCUCCUGAUGACAUUUACGCCAAUUACUAGAGCCCAGGAGGCAGCGCGGCCCGGCCCGCCCGGCCGAGGAGAACCAGAGAGCUGGAGGAGGGGGGAGGCAGCAGGGGAUCCCCGCCGGGCAGUCCCCCAGCUUCAUGCAGCUCCUGGCAGGGGUGCCACACUGCAAGCUUAGCUUAGUGUAACGCCAUCACCAGCCACAUCCACCAUCCUCCAAUUUCCAUUUUGAAACACUGCCACAUAAAUGAAAUGUUAUAUGCGGCCUAUCGUACCGUACGCAUGUGGUUCCCAACCGUUUAUAUGAAUGAAAUGUUAUAUGCGGCCUAUCGUACGCAUGUAGUUCCCAACCGUUUAUCUAAAAUGACCAAAAUUUUUACCUUUGGUGGACAC